AUGUGUAACCGUGAGGUGGAAAUGCAGGAUACGCCCUGUGGAAUUCUGGUGCCACAGAUUUGUAACCACUUCCACGAGCAGUUUAGCCUGGAACUCACGGCUGGGUUUUGUGGUCAGAGUGGAGACAGCGACAGUAAGAAAGUUCAAGGAUGUGGUAAAGCGAAGAAAAGUGGGAAGAAAAAGUUGAACGUGAAGAUGAGCUGCAGAGUCCCUCUUGGACCAUCAAUCCUUCUCUUCAACCCAUACCUGGCCCUCCGUCAGCAGGACCAGGAGGGUGUGGCUGGAACAACAGAGCCAGUCAAUAAAAUGCAGUUCUUAAGAGAAGAAGCAAAUGAUGUGAUUGAGAUAUUGAAGAAUAAUUUGAACGAAACCAUGCUCAAGGGUGACCUUAUAGACGGUCUUGUGGAGAAAUCGAAGGAGAUGGAAGCUGCGGCCAAACUGUUUGAUCACACGUCUGAUAAAAUGGCUCGCUCAUAUUGGUGGAAGAAUGUCAAGCUAGUCGUGGUCAUUGUGGUGGUCGUACUCAUCAUCUUGCUCAUCAUUAUACUACUAGCCACCGGCAUCAUCCCUGUCAGUGCUCCUGUGCCACCCAUUGUGGAAUCCACCACGACCCCUUAA
This is a messenger RNA of Nerophis lumbriciformis (worm pipefish), 618 nucleotides long. The record is from RefSeq and is a predicted model, not a curated record. NCBI's taxonomy places the organism in Eukaryota, Metazoa, Chordata, Actinopteri, Syngnathiformes, Syngnathidae.